CCCAAAUAGCCACUUGGCAACACGGCCUGUUAGAUUAUUGAUAAAAUGCUGAAAUAACGGCAUUUAUUGUGUACAUUAAAAAAUUUAUUUGCUAAAGUAUUGGUUUUAUUAUAGAAAACAGAAUUAAAAUUUAUAAGUUUGGCGUUUAGCGUCUAUAUAACACAUGUAAACGAAAUGUGAAAUCGAAAGUGGGAAAUUAUACGGGUAAUUUCAGAGAAAUGUUUUCUUUGUAUCAGGAAGAAGUAAUGCUCAUGGUCGAAACUGCACAAAGCUGUGUGAAAUACUUCACAAUCGCAGAUAGAAUUCUCAAACAAAAAUGAUAACGUCCAUGCAAUAAACACAAAACAUGACAGACCGGAAUGUAUUUCGUAUGGUUGUCUUCCACACACCACGUGGUCGUUUGUCUGAAACUCGCGGUUUAUCUGAAGGUCCAGUCAUAACCGAAUUACCAGACGAUUUUGAGGUGGACAACGUUAAAGCUGUUAAAGGCGUAAAAGACUCUUCCAACGAUUCUAAUGAUAACAUUGAUACUAAUACUGACAUAGCAGCAAACGCUCUGGCCAAUGAUGAAAAUGCAUUGGAUUACAAUGCUCGUGCAAAACUUGUAGAAAACAAGCAAUCAGGACGUGCUUAUACUGAUUUGGUUGAUAACGAAGAAACUGGUGAAAAAACGGACGAUAAAUGUACGCCUAAACAUGAAGAUCGACAUACACAUUUCACCUUAGGAUUUCAGUUUACAACCAAAGAUUUGCCGUCUAAACAUCCUUCCAAUUUCAUAAGAAGUAACGACCGCUUCACUAAUGAUCCAAAGAAGCACGAUACAAAAGAACUCGAAAUCGAAUCACCCACAGGACCUGAAAGCGAUUUCAACGACAGUUCUAAACCACUUGUGUCCGCCAACAGGAAUGGUAACCAUCUUUUUAAUGUAUCCGCUUAUCAUCCUGAUGCCAUACAUAAUACCGAUUCUUUUCAAGAGGCUACGGCAUUUCCAAAACAGAAUGCAUGGAAUGCUACAUUUGGUGACAACGACCACAAAAAUCGAUCAGAACGUGCAUGUGUGGAGCCUUUUGUCCAUUCUGGUCCAAAUAAACCAGUAACAGCUAAUGACGCCCACCGCAUUGAGGAUGGUACGUCACAGCACGGGCAUUCCAACCAAGGCGAAAAUGACGAACAAACAGCCACAUGUCCGACUUUCUUAAAACAAAAAUACUGUAAACAUAAGGAAAUUAAAGAAAUGCGUGUACCGUGUAUUAACGGUUGUCAUUUAUAUGUACUUAUGCAAUGCACAAAUUGUAAGAAAGAGUUUUCAGAAGAAGAGCUCCUAACAUUAACAGAGAAGCGUUCUGCAAAACUAAACAAAAAUGCAAUCCCAAAGAAGUCCGAACGUUCGUUUGUAGAAGACAAUGAGACGCCGAAGAAACCAUCUACAAAAGAGACGCCGGUUGCAAGGAGCAACAAGAACUAUUCGACAAGACGAAAAAACGAAGAAGCAGACAGGCUGCUGGAAACAAAGCACUGUGUACAAUCCGAGGCUCGACGCGACCUAAACGAUUUCGGCAACGGUGGACCAGUUGAGGAUUCGAGGAGUGUAUGAGUACACGCCACGUUCACUGCGCACGGCUGCAGUGAAUUAUCUUAGACAGAACCCACAACUGGAUGACAACACAGACAUUAGGUAUUUUAUCGAAGGAGAUUUAGAAGACUACUUUCAGACGAUGAAUAAAGACGGAGAAUGGGGGGACCACAUUGUGAUUCAUGCCUUGGCAUGUUUCUUGAAGACCCCUGUCACAAUCUACGGUUGCGAUGAAAAGGGGAUGAUUAGACCGCGUCCGGAAAUUAUUGCAGGCAAACAUAAGCAAAAUUCUACAGUGUACUUGGGCCAUAUUUACGGUGCUCAUUACAUAAGCCUUCGACCUCAGACUUGGAAGGAAGAUCUUCUUAAAGUUUUAGGAGGACGUUCUGACUCGUGUGUUAUUUCUGGACGCAAUUCAGACCCAGGGGUCGCAGGAACUGGUGGCGAUGUCCCAGACAUGUAUUUGUCCUUCGCAAUGAUGUAUUGCCUUAAACAGCAGAUUAUUCAGCCUCUUGUUCAACAACAAAUUCACAGAAUAACGAAUUUUUACCGGUUAUAUAAUCUGUGUACAGACCACUCUGAUGCUCUUUACGUCGGGAUUUUAGGAUCCAAUCAGGAAACACGUUCUUUCAAAGAGGAUCUGUUUAUUAUCCCACUUGAAACAGUUGUGGAUGAUGAUUUCACAUCUAGUGAAUUGCACAAGAGGAAUCAACUAAAAGCUGUUAGACAAGAGAAUGGUAAUACCAUAAACCUUGUACCUGAAAAGCCUGAAAAUUGGAUGAGAUGUCUUAACCAAGAACACUUUCUGCAUCAUUUACAAAUUCCCUCUGACAUGAUGGAUUCCCCUCGAUGGAUUGCAUUCCAAACAAAAAUGCCAAAUACCGAAAGAUGGCUCGAAAGAAGCCGCCGGCACGGUUGGCCACCUAACAGGGCAAUAUAUGAUUUAUUAACUGGGGAUGGAUUUCUCGUGGUCCCUGAGCCCAAAUGUUCUAAAUAUGCCUGGAAAUACGAUUUUAGAUUGGCAGAAGAUAUUCUCCUCGCGAAGGCUUUUACAGAUUAUCAAAAAGAUUGUUUCAAGAUUAUGAAAAUCCUUUUGGACCAAACACAAGUCAGUCAGUACUUACCGUACGUUUGUGUAAAACACGCGUUCUAUUAUCAAUGUCAAGAAACACCGGCUAAUGUUUGGAAGUCGGAUCCUACGCUCUGUCUUCGGUCAUUGAUUGGUCGAUUCAUAUCCAACAUAAAUGAUGCAUGUUUCCCCAACUUUUUUGAUAGCACGUUGAAUUUGAUGCCAAAUAAGCUCUCACCUGACGAACGAAGUCAAGUUAACCAAGGACUGUUUAUUGCACAAAAGCACACAUUUGUCUGUCUGUGUAAUGCGUUCAGUACUCCAGCAACGGACUUUGAGGAUAGAUGGUCGAGAGCAUUUGCCGCCAUGUUCCAUCGACUGGUAGAAAGCAUGCCGUCGAGCGAUACUGAAAGAGUUCUCGAAGAAUGCUUUAUACCAACAGCUGUAGCCGGCAUACAAGAGCUUGUGGAACGUGAAAGGUUUUCAUUAGCAUACGAACGAUGCACAGAAGCUGUAGAGGAAUUGAAUCAUGUUUGCAAGGCUGAGUUGGCUGUCAAUUACAUAGUCAACCUGGUCGUUUGCCCUGCUUCUUACAAUGUGCGACAUUGGUUGUUUGCAUUCUACGUGGCCUUUGUCACGGGGCACUAUUGGUUCGAUGAAGUAAAUAAGGAUUUAGACUCAGUUAUACUUGUUGAUGUCUUUGGAGAAAAUCUUUAUCAAAUUUUAGAAGAUACAUUUGGGAAAAAAGUAAGCAUCCCGACUCAUUUUAUUGAGCCUGAACGUAUUUGUCAAACAACCUUAGCUUUGGCAAAGGUUCUGGAGCAAUGUGACAUUUAUCAAGGUGUCAUAGCCAACGUAGAAUUGGCAGCACUUGAUUACGUAAUAAUUCAGCUGCAAAACUGCACAUCAACUGUACGUGUUCUCGAUAUAAAUAUUGAAGAUAAUAUGAGAGAACUUCAAGCGGAUGUGCGAAAACGAAUAAACGUGAUGGAUGACCAAAGAGACAGAAAAUUGAUGGAAAUUGCUAACAUCCGAAAGGAGUUUGAACAAUACAAACGAAAAAUUAUAGUAAUUGAUAACAUACGGAAGGAGUUAAGAAAAUGCGAAUUACAAAAUGAUCUGACGGGAAUGAAAUUGAUUUUUUCAAAACUGCAGGAUAUUAAUAUGGAAUAAAAAAAAUACUAACCUGUAUAUAAAGUACAUAAACUGGUAAUUAUGCCAGUGCAGCAAUGUUGUCAUCCUUUCUUACUUAUUCCAGACAUUAAUUAGUAGGCUUGGACAAGAGUGUUUAUAUAGUGUUAUUAAUCGUUAGAUGCGAUUGGUGGAUAACUGCUUCCCAACAUAAUCUUUUUUUUUUAAUUCCCAAUGUUUAAUUGAUGAGUCACAAUUUUCAAAUUGAAUACAUUCAGUUGCGUUUAACGUUUAUGGACCAUUAUAACAUUCUUACCAUACAUGAUCUCUGUGUCAUUAUGUAUAUUGUAACUGUAAAUAAAUAAUAUUUUUCUUUCAAACAAAGGUAUUAUGUUCAUAAAGCAUGAAGCAUAUCUUUAAAUUUAUUGAUGGUACACAAUUGUAACUAAUAAUUUGUUUAUUUUAUUUCAACUUUCAAUUUCAAUUUUAUUUAUUUUUUAGUCUAAACGCUAUGUUAAUAUAAUAAGUGUUUCUAAUUUACUUUUUAAAGGCGUUACAAUCACCUUAUAAUGCUACCGAUUUCAAUUUAUGAUUAUCCAUAAAACAACCGAUAGUGAAAAAAAAUUCACGAGAAGUGCUAUGUUUAGUGUUCGAAUAUAAAUAUAAUGAAAUUAUUCUUUCAAUAUGUUUUUAUUGCCAUUGUCAUUUCGAAAACUGUGAAAAAGUCCUUUUAAAUAUAUUCACUUUCCUCUGCAAUGUAUGUAUGUUGGAUCAACAUGUAUAACCAUGCAAGCAAACGCGCAUGCAUUUGUGUUUAUUGCAUCGAUUUCAUUAGAAAACAAAUAUGACUGCAUCCAAUAUUUAUUAUACUGUAUGUAUGUGGUCAUUUGUGCAGUUAAAAGUAUCUCUAAAAUUAAAAGAAUAACGUUGACAA
Dreissena polymorpha is the source of this 4707-nucleotide messenger RNA. RefSeq lists its product as uncharacterized. The record is from RefSeq and is a predicted model, not a curated record. Gene Ontology annotation, biological process: protein deubiquitination. Gene Ontology annotation, molecular function: cysteine-type deubiquitinase activity. NCBI's taxonomy places the organism in Eukaryota, Metazoa, Mollusca, Bivalvia, Myida, Dreissenidae. The coding region runs from base 1716 to 3815 and encodes 699 amino acids. The transcript has 9 exons.